Messenger RNA from Mercenaria mercenaria, 549 nucleotides. RefSeq lists its product as uncharacterized. The record is from RefSeq and is a predicted model, not a curated record. Lineage: Eukaryota; Metazoa; Mollusca; Bivalvia; Venerida; Veneridae. The transcript has 3 exons. The coding region runs from base 1 to 549 and encodes 182 amino acids.
AUGGGUGAACGUAUGGGUCUCUCAGGUUCAGAGCUCAUAGAGUUUGUUGAUAGGAAAGAGAAGGAGUAUACAGAACGUGAGGAACGGAUGCUUAGACGAGAUGAGGACAGAAGGAGGUUUGAGGCUCAAGAGGCUGAGAAGAAACGAUUGUAUGAGGAAGAACAGGCUGAGAAGAAAAGAUUGUUUGAGAUUGAACGUUUGAGGGAAGAAAGAGCUUUGAAGGAACAAGAGUUGGAGAUGUUUAAAAUAAAGGCUGAUGCCGGAGCUUUGGGAGACGAUAAAGGUGCUGAGCACCACAACAACCUGGCUUUGUUCUUAAAGGAAAGAGUUGCAAAAUCGAGAGCUGAGAUCACGCAGUUAGCAGAACAGUACAUUGAAGCGCAUGGUGGUACUAUAACCCCGAACAGGGUUUUGAAAAAUAAUUUCUCAUCCAAUAGGCCACCACAACGUCUAAGUAUGACGCCUUCAUCUCAGCCCCAACAAAGAGAAAGGCCAGCUUUUAAAAAGCCUGCGUACAAGGAUAGUUCCUUCAGCAAGGAUACAGGUUGA